AUGGGUUCGAUGACGAGAAGGCCACUCGCUCUCCUCGAGCUUCCACGAGAACUCCUCAUAAAGAUCUUCAACCACGCCCUCGAGCCUUCCAUGAUUCACACCUGUAGGACGCUGUACAGGCUUCUACCCGACUUCAUCGUGUUCGAGCAAACACUUCUGUUAUGCGCAUAUGAAUCCGAUGACAUGCUCAACGUUGACGAGAACUACAAAGCAGCAAAACUGCCAGGCCAGUCAGAAACCAUAGCCGUGUCAGACCGUGAGGAGCUUCAGAUGGUUCUCGCGAAGAGCCAUUGGCUGCGGGUUCAGCAUCUAAAGUGGACGUACGUGACGCUGUCUCAACGACUCUGGCAGACCGUCUUGAUCGACAAUCCCGACAUUCAACUCAAACCGGAACACAUCAAGGCGAUACAUUUCGUGUCUGAGCGACUUCCCGAAGACAGCAUCAGCGUUUUCGAGAAUUUCACCGACGCCACAUGCACCGCCUACAAAGGCACUAGCUACGAAGGAGUCAUCGACAUGCAUAUCAAAAUGUACGACUGCUUCAUUUUCACAACAAGUAAUCCUAAUGGAGGUUAUGAAAGAGGAACCUACAGUGCUUUCGCCAGAGUCAGAUAUAUCCCGGACUGUCUGAUGGUUUACGAGCCAGUCGUCAAAGCCUAUUCGCUCACAUCAUGCCUUCGCGAGCAGUUCAUUCGGCAGGCCGCAAUAGAAGCCAAUCCUAACACGGCGGACUCUAUCAUUCUUACGCUCGGGCGGCGGAACUUAGCGCGUAGUAUCAGCUGCGACGAAAAGCUCUUGGCAGCACAGAUCUGGGGUACCCUAUCGCCAUCGGCUCCGGACACCAACGACCGGACUCUGUGGCCUUGGCUUGCGCUGAAUUACUCCUGCGGGUCACCCGUCAAAUACACGUACGAGAUGUUCAGAGCUUGUCUCCGCUUCGGCAUGAUCAAAUGCCUGGAUGGCCUGGUCGAAUUUGCCUGUCACCGGAUAGAGGGAGAUGGCCUUGACGCCUUAACCGAGCGGUGUCCAGUCGAAGCCUCCGUCGUACUUGCGCUGGAGCGGCUGCUAGAGGAGGCCGAAGCGAUGAGGCUGGACCCCAGGGCGGAGAUUGUGAAGGCUAUUGGAGGACACUCGUGGCAUUUGCGCUACAUUUGUUUCCGAAACGAGAGGGUGUACUGGACUUCACGCUUUCAGGGUGAGCCGCGUGGCAGCAAAAAGACAUCCAUGCCAGACCGUGCUAGUGACACAGCAAACUAG
Cyphellophora attinorum is the source of this 1257-nucleotide messenger RNA. RefSeq lists its product as uncharacterized. NCBI's taxonomy places the organism in Eukaryota, Fungi, Ascomycota, Eurotiomycetes, Chaetothyriales, Cyphellophoraceae. Bases 1 to 1257 code for a protein of 418 amino acids. The record is from RefSeq and is a predicted model, not a curated record. The transcript has a single exon.